GCGCGACGAGAGCGGAUUUUGAUUGCGUCCCUGCUUCGUUCGUGGAGACGCCCGCUCUUGAGCUAGCAGCGGAUCUCAAGAAGCUUUUGUUUGGCGACAAGCUUGCUGACCUGCUCUCGCACACGAUGCUCAUGACGCAAAAAGCGGAAGAAACCGGAUGUGCAGCCAUUCUUCCGAAGGUGGGGCCUUUCAUUCUGCAGAGCCUGUGUCCGAUCGAAGUCACUCCGUUGCGCACCGCCUUAGAGGUCGAGUUCAAAGACAACACAAUGCUGAGAACACGGGCGGCAAGGAUUGCCGACCGCUUACUUCUGCGCGGGUUCUUCACGAAUCAAGCUGCAGUUGGCACUAAAGACGAAGACGGCAUUCUUCAGGUGGAGAUCUUCCGGAAUCAGGAUUCAUGCGCCAGUGAGAUUGGAGCGCGCGCAUACCGAAAAUUUUUGAAACAAAGCUCUGACGCAGACUUGGAGCACACAGGGUUUGUCUCGUCGCGUGAUGCGCAGGAAGAAGCUGCUCAUGAGGACAUGCUCCUAGUGCGUGUAGACAUCGUCCCCCGACAGAGUCAACCUUCCCGGUCCGAUGAUGCAGCCAUCGCGCGGUCCAAGAGUGUAACCACCGUUCGUGUGCCACCGUCAAACUUGCGACCAGUGUGGAGGGUCGCGCCCUUGACGCAGCAUCUCUCCCUCGAGCAAAUGAAGAAGGCUAGCAAGGAACGCAGUGAAAAGCUGCAGGAGAAGAUCAAGAGAAGCUUCAGCACCUGCUCCACCCUGAGCAACGACCGCGCGCACUCCAACCCGCCCUGUAUAGAUGGGCAGAAUGAGGUAAACAAAGCGGACCAGAACUACCGCCACCGAGGACAGACGGCGGAGCUGGCCUGCGGCGACGAAUCAAUCACGAAAGAAUUUGCGGACCUACUAAACGCAGAGCCGCUGGCAAAGAGGUUUGUGGCAUUGCUGGCUUCCGGUGGUUUUCGUGUUGGAGAGCAUGUCACGGAGGAGCUCGUUCCAGUGUUGAAGAAGCUAACACCACUUUUUCGAGUGCUUCGCAAAUCUCCCACGGGCGAGUUCGCCGAGUUGGUGACCCGUUUGGAGGGCCUUUGCGCGUUGGCCGAUAAACACGGCCCGAAGUUCCACCUGGUCCGCCGAGAGCUCUAUGAACCACUUCCGUACAUUGGAACAGCCGUGUUCCAGCAGAAGCGACCACUGCUCACCAAAGAGAACCUCCGCAUAUUGCGAGAGCUGAUUCAGACGGUUGGAAGGGCAGUACGGGCACGACGCUUGGAUGGGUCGAACGAGCCGGUGAGCUUGAUCGAGGAUGUGAAAGACCUCGAAUACACGCUCUAUGGAACGCAUCCUGACGACGACGUGGUGGAGGAAAACGACAAAGGAAGCGCCACGCCAUCAUCGUCGUGUGCCGAAGUAGUGAGAGCGUGGUCCAGCAGUACAGGUGAAAGUCCUUGGGCAAGGGGGAAUUCGUCUGCUGUGCGAAACGAGUCUUGCGUUGAGGUUGACCCAGGAGAACUAGAAAACAUCGCGAACUUGUUCGGAGACGGUGGCUCCUCGUCCUCUCUAACAGCCGAAGAACUUGCAGAUGCAGGACCACCUCCAACACCAACAGCAAUGGCCACGAGAGGUGAACUCACAUCAACAUCUGAAAUAGCCGGCUCGCUUAGAAGCACCUUUAAUCCUUGUACGAGAACAACAACUACACCGACGCAACUGGACCAGGAUGCAGCGACAGUAGCGGAAGUGAAGGCUGCGGAGCCGAACCUUUCAAACAGGGAACUCGCGAAAAAGCUAGGCUUCUCUGAUGGAAAGUUUAAGAGAGUCUUGAAACACGCACGAGAGACCGGGCUUUGUCUUCCUCCACAUACUAGCGGCAAGAGUUCUGCAGCAAUGGUGAAUAGCCAAGCCUGCAGCGCAGGCUGCGAUCCCGAAGCAGCUGCGUUGCCCGCCGCCGAGUUGCAGGCGGCCGAGCUGACGGACAAACAGAUUCGAGCAGCGCUAGGUCCCCAAGGGGUGUGCGGGCUGAGCGGACACACCCGGCCUCGCGUUUCGGUCAAACAAGUUCGUGCAGCCGUGGGACGGGUCCGGGAGGUAUUGAGGUCCCAUCGGAAAAAGGAGCUAGAAGAGUGGAAGCAUGGACUGUCGUAUCUCUUGAACGUGUUCGCGCCGCCUGCGGGGUUCCUCAAUAGUCUGGAGGAGGAAGACGGCGUCGCCAUCAAGGCUCGCUGGCUUCACGUCGCUGGCUUGCGGAAGCAGAAGGAAAAGCUGCUGUGGUGGAUAGAGCAGGUUGCGAGCGUAGGGGCGCCCGACGACUACGACGGCGGGGACGAGAUUCACCUGGUCCACGCCACCGCGGAACAGAUUGUUAACUGGGCUCGUACGGGCGCGUUUCCACCGAAGAUUGAGGGGUACAGCGGCCUCAACAAGCAGGGCGGUGGGGAGUUCGAAAUUGAUGGUACGAGGAAAAGUUUUGAAAGCCCGCUGGCUUUUCUGUGCAGUAGGUUCGGAAAAAACUCGGACUCCGCGCCGGCAUUCGAGACCGUGGGCUUCAGUGGGUGCGAGUGCGCGCGACGGGAAUUCAGCAACCCGAUAGCACCGCCGAAUGUUGCGGGUCUGGACGUCGCUCUUGCAAGCGGCGACGUCGCCGUGACGGCACAGUUCGCAUACGUCCCCCGCGAAACGCCGAGUGGAGUGGAAGUCCACCUAGUUGGCGGCUCCUACCACGCGGGCCAGUACCAGGUUUCGCAGGACCGAAAUGACAAGGCCGGGCGCGGAUUGAAUUCCAAGUUGUCGGCCAUGGAGGAAGCCGAUCUGGAGGCCAGCUCCUUGCAGUUCUUAGCCAAUCGCAUUGCCGGACUUUCUCAUCCGCUCUGCCGGGAACGAGCUUCGAUAGAGUUGGCAAAGCUGCUGAAGGAUCUGCUCGUACCAGAGUCCGACGAUGAAAAAUUCGGCGAGACGCACUACAACCACGCGUGGACGCGGGAGCUGUGGAACGUCGGCGGUCUCGCAAUCCAUGGGGACGAGGACGCAAAGAAGCGCGUGAAGGAGCUGGGGCGGAUGAUGGAUGCACGCGGCGGAAUUCGGGCCAUGCGUCUGCACUACACGGCCCUGCGCAUAUACACCACGUAUGAGGACAUGGGUGGUUUCUCGGCUCUCGAAGACGAAAACUGGGCCAGACUCGUGGCGGAAAGCUUUGGCUUCUUCGCCUACUCCGAGUUGGUCGGAUGUCUGUGGAACGGGAUUGGGCAGUGGCAGAAGCAGAAUUAAGAUAAUAUAGCAAUAAGGAAUAGUUCAACUUGAUGAAGCUGAGGCAACAUCAAGCAGCAAAAUCAUGACGUACUUUCUCCUUCUGCGGGUAUGAUAGGGUUAAGGUUUAGACUAGGUAGAGGUUCAGGUUGAUCAUUCCAACGUCGCGUUUCAUCAGCACACUUUCCUAUGUGCAGCUACGAGUUGCAACGUUCACCAUAAGUUUAAAGUAUAGAGUAACUUUGUGUCUGCGAAGUACUUACUUAGAACUGAAGAUGCAACAGGACGCGCUGAAUAAGCGAUGUCCUUGAAUAGAUUAAGAAUAAGAUUAUGUGACACAUAAUACGUUCGUGUUAAACAGAUAUACGAGGAGAUUUUUAUUGCUUAUUUCAUCGUCCGUUUCCACUUCCAGCUCCAGGUGCAAGUGCAAUUUUUGCUCAGCCGACAUGGUGUGUAAUUAAAGUAAACGAAAUCUAUUGAAAAAGAUGGUCACUUUUUUACAAGGCCGCAGCUUAUGUCGCGUAGUGGGAGGGUGAACGAGUGGACAGGGGGGAAAGAAAAACGCCAGAGGAUGGGCAAGGGAAAGGGUUUCUGAAGCAGGGCGGGGCCAAGCAUCUGCGCCACUUCUUGUUGAAAGAACCAAGGCGGAGCGUCUUGGCGCCCGUGGUUCCCGUCGUUGUGCGAGCGCGAGGACCCCGCCCGCAUUGGAAG
Amoebophrya sp. A120 is the source of this 3959-nucleotide messenger RNA. Lineage: Eukaryota; Dinophyceae; Syndiniales; Amoebophryaceae. The record is from the annotation of a GenBank genome assembly.